AUUUCUAGUGAUUGACGUAAUGAGGUAGGAGUAUAAGAGAUUCCUCAGAUUCUUUGUCCUAUCAUAAAAGUUUCCGAAAUGCAGCUGACCUGGCAUAGUCUCUCAAUGAUGGCCAUUUGUCAAGACCGAGGACUUUACUGGUCAAGAUUUUGAAAGAUCUCUGGCACAUGCCUUUAUUUUCUAUUGAUCUAAUUCUUACUGUCUAAGGAUUGUCGCUGUGAAAUAAUCGGAGAAUUGACUAUUACCUUCUUGACUAGAUAUUAGUUUUCUUUUUUAUUUAAAUAUCAUACAUCACAGUCUCCAUUCUUCUUGCAAUCCCAUUAUUCUUAGUAUUCCAAAUACCAUUCUUUUCAGCUCUCUAAAAUUUCCUUGAGAUGGGAGAUCAAGCGGAAGAAGAAGUAGGAAUGUCACAUGCAAAGCAACAAGCUUGUCCAUGUCAAGAGUGUGAAAAGAACCCAUCAAAAUACAAAUGCCCUGCAUGUUCUUUCCGCUCAUGUAGCCUUCCGUGCGUAAAUGCUCAUAAACACCGUACUGGCUGCAGUGGCAAGAGGAAUCAGACUCAGUUCAUCCCUCUCUCUCAAUUUAAUGACAAUGUUCUCCUCUCUGACUAUAAUUUGCUUGAGGAAGUGAAGAGGGUGACUGAAUCUGCUCACAGAAUGAGGACUAAAUUAAGUGUGCAUCCUCAUUUUAAGUUGCCAUUUCCCCUCCAAAACCUCCGGCGUGCCGCUGCUAGUAGGAGAACAAAACUCUGGUUCCUUCCAAGUGGACUGUCAAAAAGGGCAAGAAAUCAGUCUCGAUAUGAUCAAAGGAAGAAAUUUAUUUCUUGGACGAUUGAAUGGCACUUUCACUCGACAGAUGUGGUUCUUUGUGACCAUGGAAUACAUGAGGACAUGACCCUUUGUACCGUCAUUGAGAAACAUCUGAAACCUGGUCCAUGGAGCCAUCAGCUAAAGAAAUUUUGUGAUGAACAGCUGGACAAUCUCAGAUUUUUUAUUCGUAAAUAUCCCAAGGGUCCCAAAUCACCUUUCAAGGAGUUGGACAUAAGGACCCCUCUCAGGCAACUAUUGGCAAACGUUGUCAUCUUAGAAUAUCCUGUAAUACACAUCUUCCUUCCAUCACACAGUUGUGAUUUUGAAGUCGUGAAAGACAGGAGAGCCAUCAAUCCCAAAUCAGAUUUGCAGUGCUCUGUCGGAAAUGAUAACUCGAAUGUGCAUGGUGUCCACUUCAAGGAGGAGGUUAUUGAAGAUAACGGCUGUUUGGAAUCGCGGGUGUGUGACCUAAUGCAGCAAUGGAACUCAAGUCAAGAAUCUCAACUUUCCCAUCAAAAUACAAAGGCAUCAAGUGGGCCCUUGGCAGGACAUGUAUCUGGACUAAGUGAACCACUUCCCUCCAGUGUCGGGGAUUCGGGGAUUAUUGAGGACAUGGAAUUCGAAUUUGAUCAGGGACUUCUAGAUGCCUAUUCAAAUCUCAUCGCACAAAUGAAUCCUGAUGAUUUUCUUGAAUUGGAUGAUGAGAUUGCCAGAAAAGGUAGAGAAGAAAGAAGAGGCUUACCUGGAGGGUGCAACUUGGCAGCAGUGGAAGAUGAAUUAGAGGAAGGAGAGAUUUUGGAAUGAGGAGCCACUCUCACGACUUUUCUCGCUUGUUAUGUUCUGUAUAUCUUCGGUUUUUGGUAAUAUCACGUGACCUGAGAUGCCUGAGAUGGCAAGAUUGAGGAGUCCUUUUGAUGUUAGAAUUGCAACUACAGCAAAUUCCUUGUUUCUUCCUCUUCAUCAUAUUUUGCAGGAAGAUUGAACAAACUUUAGGAGAGGCGCGCUUCUCGUUCUCUCUACAACAGAGUAACCCAUUUUGUAGCUGAGUUUUGGGUUUGGUUUGGAAUAGGAGUGGGCGAGUGGAGUUUGAUUUCAUAUCUGGUUCAUAUUUGUGCUUUGGUUUUGUAGUUUGAACUCCGAUUCUCCUCAAUCCUUCGGAUCACCGUCUUCAUGUUCCUUAAACAUUACGGCUGUGGAAACGAUGCAAAAAUUAAUGUCUUCGGUGCUCUUGAGAGUGACCCGCGAAAUGCAAAUUCGUAAAUGCACUGUAGUUUUUUCCUUUUGGAUCCUACACAUACGUUGUGUAGGUCUUUAUUUGCACCUGUAUGAAUGACAUGAAUAUAUUUGAACUUGAGGUUCUUGUAUG
Rhodamnia argentea is the source of this 2175-nucleotide messenger RNA. RefSeq names its product putative box C/D snoRNA protein SPCC613.07. Gene Ontology annotation, biological process: snoRNA localization; maturation of LSU-rRNA from tricistronic rRNA transcript (SSU-rRNA, 5.8S rRNA, LSU-rRNA); box C/D snoRNP assembly. The record is from RefSeq and is a predicted model, not a curated record. The coding region runs from base 375 to 1613 and encodes 412 amino acids. The transcript has 5 exons. Gene Ontology annotation, cellular component: nucleus; pre-snoRNP complex. NCBI's taxonomy places the organism in Eukaryota, Viridiplantae, Streptophyta, Magnoliopsida, Myrtales, Myrtaceae.